Megalops cyprinoides (Indo-Pacific tarpon) is the source of this 4508-nucleotide messenger RNA. Its product is annotated as clustered mitochondria protein homolog. The transcript is spliced from 26 exons. Gene Ontology annotation, molecular function: mRNA binding; protein binding. Gene Ontology annotation, cellular component: cytoplasm. The coding region runs from base 156 to 4436 and encodes 1426 amino acids. The record is from RefSeq and is a predicted model, not a curated record. Lineage: Eukaryota; Metazoa; Chordata; Actinopteri; Elopiformes; Megalopidae. Gene Ontology annotation, biological process: intracellular distribution of mitochondria.
GGGAGCUACAACAGGAGCUAAGUAACGACCAUUUCAGCCAUUCCCACAGGUACGCACAUAAGGAGAGAGAGACUGGGAGAGAGGGCUACUGACAACUUCUUGCAACUUGCUGUCCAGAGAAGGGGAAAGACAAACAAAGACAAGUUCUGAGAGUGAUGAAGUACACAGUGAAGACAAGAGGAGAAGACCCAGAAACUAUGGAUGUCCUGGCCCAGACAAAUGGAAAAGGAGCUGCACUCAAUGGAAAAACUGUGGGAACCAAGGAAGAGGCAGGAGACUCCUCAUUCCCUGUGAAGUUCCAGGGGCCAGGCAUCGAGCCCUUUGAGCUAGAGGUAAAUAGGUUCUGGCUGGUCCAGGACACCAUCUUGGCAGUGCUGGCAAGGGAGGAAGUGGCCCCUCGGACUAGCCUGUCCCUCUCAUACUCUGGUGCCAUACUGGACCCCUUCACUGAACUGCAGGCCAUCAAGGGCCUCAAAGCAGGGGCCACACUGAGACUUGUCGAGGAGCCCUACACCCCAAGAAGUGCUCGUGCUCACCUGGCUCGCCUGCAGGACCUUUUGCGGGCAGCGGGGCCCCAAGAUGCCCUGAGGGAGGGCCGCUCUCCCAGCCUGUUGGACACUCUCUCUCCUGCACACAGCUCAGAGUUCUCCCCAGGUGCUCCCAGCGGGAGAGGGUCAAGGCGAUCAGUCAGUGACACAAAGUCGGAGCAGCCACCCUCAGAAGGACCCCCUCCAGAAUACAUCCUCCCUGGUUCACAAGAGCGCCCUCUGUUACCCCUGCUGCCCAACGGAACACACACUGAGGUCCCAAGCCUCUUGCUCGACCUGUCACUCAGCUGUUGGAACCCACCCCCAGGGCCUAGGAAACUGCAAGGGGACUUCCUGUACAUAAGUGUGUGCACCUUAGAGGGGCGUACCUGUGACAUCACAUCCUGUCCGCGAGGAUUCUACCUUAAUAGGUCCACCGUGGAUGUGUUUGACCCACGGCCUGCCUCCUCACCACCCAUCUCUCACUGUCUGACCGACCUCCUGUCUCAGAUCAGCCCUGGGUUCAAGAAGGGCAUCACUGCACUCAGAAACAGGUCACAGCCACCCCCAGUUGAGAGCAUGCCCACACCUUACCGUACCCAAAGCUGGCUGGGCCCCCCUUCCACGAUACGCACACACCGGAACCCCUUCAGCAGCCGACUGGGCCUGGAGGAGCAGGCAGGCACACAGGCUCCUGACUGGAACGAGGAGCUGCAGGCGGCCAGGGAUCUCCCCCAGGGGAGCGUGGAGGAGAGGUUGCUGAGGGACAGGGCCCUACUGCAGGUAAACAGUGCCUUUGUGUGGGCGGCGGCGCAGGGAGCAGAGUCUGUAAUUGAUGGCUGUGUGGCCCCCAUCAGUGGAGGGGCAGAGGACCCGGCUUUUCUCUGGGGGGGGCUAUUCCUGAGCCGCGGAGGAGAUGGUGGGGGGGUCCUGGGUGGGGAGCGGGGAAGGAGGGCGGCCCAGCGGCUGGAGCUGAAGGGCGUGCAAGCAUACAGCGAGCUGGAGGGGGCGCUGCAGGGCCUACACACCCUGCCGACUGCUGUGGUGGACUACCGAGGGAUCCGCCUGUCCGCUCAGGGGCUGGCUCCAGGAUUAGAGGGGCCUGACCGGGGGCCAGAGGGCCUUGGGCCCACUCGGGGCCUCCUUUAUGGCUUUGCUGCUGGUGCCCAAGAAAGCCCCCACCGCCGCAAGCUGCUGGAGCUACUGGCCCAAGCCGCCAAGAGCCUGGCCGUGCAGAGGCAUGCAGUAGUGGGGCCCACUGGCCACCAGGUGCCCCUCUUCACGUCUGUUGAUGUCCAGGGUCUUCUGGGGGCCGACGGCCGCUACUACCUGCUAGAUCUCUUCCGCAUCCUGCCUGCUGAUGCCAACUUCCAGGUCACUGAGAAGAAUGGGAAGGAGAAUGGGAAGAAGGAGGUGCAGGAGCACAACGAGGAGGGCUGGCCUGCCUCGUACUCCGCGUCUACAGGCCUACCCAGGCGCUCCCCACACGGCUUGUGUCGGCUCCGCCCGGAGCUCCUACAAGCCUUCAUCCAGCACAAGACGUCCCAGUUUUCCCGGCGUGUGCGGGAAAGAAUGGAGGAGAAUGGUGGGGUCGAGGAGUGUGUGCAGAAUGGGGAUCCACGUGGGACCGAUGCAGUGAGAGGGGCCUGCAAGGACGUGGGCUCUGUCAGUGACAUCAUCUUCGAGAUGCGCUUCAACCCUGACAUCUUCUCCCCAGGUGUGGAAUUCCCCAAUUCGGACAGCAGUGCCACACGACUACAGGAGAGACUACUACGAGAGGCUGCUGCAUUCAUUGUUACCGAGCAGAUCCCGGCCUUUGUGGAUGACUGCCUACAGUUCAGAGUGUCUCCUGUGGAUGGUGCCACACUCAGUCACGCUCUGCAUCAAAGAGGCAUCAACCUUCGUUAUUUGGGUCAGGUGACCCGCGCUGUCAGCCAGUCAGAGCACAAAGAGCGGCUAAAGCACAUUACAAGACUGGCAUUUGGAGAGAUCAUAAUUCAUUCUGCACGACGAAUUUUCAAUGGCUACUUACAGGGUGUGGAGGUAUCCAGCCUGUCUGCAGCUGUCAGUCAUUUCCUAUGCUGCCUGCUGGUGCCUCAUUUUAGCCCCGCCUCUACAGGGGAGGAGCCUAAGAAGCGAUCUAGGAGACGGGGACGAGGAGGGGGAGUGGCAUCUGACAGCAUGGCAUGGAGUGCGCUUGGUGGAACCGAGCUGUGGAGUCUGCUGUGCCAGGAUGCCAAGGAAACCUAUGACCUAACAGAAGGCUUGGGUACAAGUGUUGACCAUCUGGUGGAGAAUUAUGGACUGCAGAAGGUGUCCCUGUUGCGAGAACUGUGUCUGAAGGCUGGGAUACAGCUCCGUCUAAGAGAGUACAUGCUGGACAACCGCAACAAGGCCCCCAUUGGCCCCGAUGACAUCCUCAACAUCUUCCCUGUGGUCAAGCAUGUGGCCAUGACAACGAGCGAUGCUUCCAAGGCAUUCCAUUCUGCUCAGAGCAGCAUACAGAAGGGGCUCCUGGAACAGGCCUAUGAGCAGCUGAAGCAGGCGGCCUACAUGUUCGGUCGCGUGUGUGAUGACCUGCACCCUGAGGCCUGUGCCUGCCUCAGCACCCUGGCCCAGCUAGCCUACUUAAAGGGUCGCAGCGCUGAGGCACGGAGCAUGCAGCUGAAAGCAGUGGUGAUCAGCGAAAGAGUGCUUGGAUUCGACCAUCCCAACACCAUCAAGGAAUAUGCCCUGCUGGCAGUGUACGUGUUUGCUGGGGGGGAGGUGGGCCUGGCGCAGCGCUGUCUAUAUCGAGCCCGGCUGCUGAUGCUCUUGGUCCAUGGAGAGGAACACCCAUACACUGCCACUCUGGACAGCUCUCUGGGCUUGGUGCUGCAGGGAGAGCUGUCACUGCAGUACCUACAGAGCGCGCUCAAGCUCAACACCCUCUUCCGUGGCCCCAAUGACCUGCAGACUGCUCUCAACCAACACUUGCUGGCCCAGAGACUGUGCACUGUAGGAGACUACCGCAGUGCUAUGGCCCACGAAAGAGAGGCGCUCGCUGUGUUCCAGACCCAGUGUGGUGAUGACCACCCACAGACUAAGUGCAGCUCAGAGUUCCUUGGAGCCAUUACUCAGCAGGCUGUAAAGGUUGAGCGGUCGCUGCGGCAGGGUGGGGCAGACUCCACGGACACACCUGCCUCUGGGAAUUUGUCUCCCUCAAUGGAAACCACAUUAGAACAGCUUGCUCUAGUCAAUGGGAUCCUCCAACCAACAUUCAGAAACAAGAUUGUGGAAUUUAAGGAGAAACUCAAAGAAAUACGAGCAUCCGCAGAGGCAGCCAAUGAAAAAUCUGAAGCAGCAGGAACCAUCAAUGGCGGUAUGGCACAAGAAAACUCAGCCAAUAAAGAAGUUGUCGCUGGGGAAGACACACUGAAUGAAGGCCCAACGCAACAAGUCUCUAACCAGAAUGAAGAGAAUGAUGUACCUACAGACUCUCAAGAGGAAAUGAGCUCCAUGGACAAGACAGAGGCAGAAGACAAAUCCAGUGAUACACUGAAAUCUGCAUGUGACAAUGAGGAGAGAGGGGAUCAAACAGCCAAUGAAGAAAUGAAAUCAUGUGAGGCAGAUACAGAAGAGGCUACCAUAGUGGCUAAUGACAAAACAGGACCAGCGGAGAACAGUAACGGAGAAAACGUUGAGAUGAAUGGCCAACAGGAAACAGCAGAGAUCAACGGAGGUGACAGUUUGGCAGAAAAUGACGAACUGAGAGCAGCAGAGAUGGACUCAGGGAUAGAUACCCUGACAACUAAUGGCCAAUCAGGAUCAUCAGCAAUUGAUGAAGAUGGCGGGAACUCAGCAGCUAAAGAGGGAUCAGAAUCAGCAGAGGUCAAUGGAGAGGGAGGGAGUCCAGCUGCUGAUAAUUAGUGAGCUCAUUUUGACCAGCAAAGUGUGACAGAGGAAUAUGAAAAUCAGUUAAAUACAUUGCUGUUAGUCGAG